Periconia digitata is the source of this 2159-nucleotide messenger RNA. The record is from the annotation of a GenBank genome assembly. Lineage: Eukaryota; Fungi; Ascomycota; Dothideomycetes; Pleosporales; Periconiaceae.
ACUUGCAUUUGCACAAAUGCGCGGAGUUUUCGGUCUGCUCUUACAGGAAACAUUGCAAUAUGCCUUUGGGACAAUUUCAAAACCAAACGCAGUCUACAUGCACCCCUCCUCUGUUGGAUCAGUCUCUUUUCACCGGUCCCGCCGGAUAUACACAGGGUCGCUACUGUGGCCUCGGAUCAUUUGAGGACGGAACGACAUGUUGUUUUCCCUGCCCUAUACAAGACUGGCUCUAUCCUCCAGAAUGGCAACAACAGCUUCGUGUACCCAACUACCUCUCUAUUCUAUCCGUAAUCCUGUGUUGCUUCCUGCUGCUUUCUUUUGCAGUUCUCCCUCCUGAAGUGACUCAUCGACAUUAUCUCUCUGUCGGUCUUCUCUUCCCCGUGCUUUUCAUCACGCUGUCGUUUGCCAUACCCGUCACUACGAAUCCCAGCAUGUGUCAUGACAAAAUCACACCAGACGAUAUGCACGGCUCCUCGUCAUGCGCCUGGACCGGCUCAUUUGUCGCCUUGGGUGGAUUGGGAUGUGUGGUCUGGGUCUUCCUACGCUCUCUCUGGCUUCAUAUACGUAUAUUCUGGGACAAAGAUCCGGGUAAACGAUUCAAGUGGGGAAGUAUCAUAUUCGGCACCGUGGUACCGCUCAUCUUCCUCACUGUAAUUCUAGUUGUCACGGGCUUCAGUUACCGUAUGGGACAGACGUGUUUGCCAAACCAUGAGAGCGCAAUCGUAACAUUCUGGGUUUGGCUGGUUGUCUUCGCUAUCCUUGCUUUCCUCCUUCAACUCGUCACCACCGGAUACUGUUUCUUUGUCUUCGUACGCACUCUACAGCGCGAGCGUCGAGAGUCAGCUAUGAAUUCUUUCCAACAGCAGCGUACACACGACAGGCUCGAGACGUGGUCCAAUGUUCGUCGCUUGUUUCUGCUCCAAUGGCGCAACAUUCUUGUCAGUAUUUUUGUCAUAGUGGGGAGUAUCAGCUUCUUCAUCGUGUUCUGGAGCCAGGAUAGUAAGCUAGGAAUGGUGUUUAACGAUCCUGAGAACAUCAAGCCUGUAAAGACUUGGAUCAUCUGCCAGACACUGAGUAGAGGAGACAAGGAGGAAUGUCGCAAAUAUGUGCAAAAUUUCACGGUCAACCAAACUGCUGUGCUCACUUCACUUAUAUUGGCUUCGUUGAUUGGUAUCGAAAUAUUCAUCCUCUUAUUUCGUCCCUCUAUGAUCACUGGUUGGAUAGCCAUCUUCCGUGGCGGCGUCAACUACGCUCGACGUAGAGGUCGCCCUGCCACACCUCCGCUCACGUCGCUCGAGAAUCCCGAGAAGUAUCUCCCUGCAUCUCCAAGCAGGCGACGUCAAUUCUUCUCAGUCUUUUCACCUGAUACACAGAAAAACGCCGUCAGCUCUAGUCACACAAGAGAUCCUACAUCUGGUACAACAGAGUUCGGUAUGCUAGAAACACGACCCCCGUUCGAGCGCUUGACAAGUGAUGCUGUCCUCUUGGAGCAACCGGAGCAGAGAUACCAGAGUUUCUGGGAUACCACGAGCUCGACCGGGAAUUCGAGAGCCGCCACGCCUCUGCAGACAGUCGAUGAGCAGCCAAAUUCGCGCCCAUCGAAUCAUUUAUCAAAUCGUUCGCUCUCUCAGAUACAACCUGGAUUAUCUGCUGAUCACAUUCCUCGGUCAUAUACUCCGAUGAGACAGGCCCCCGCACCACCCUCACGUGCGUCCUCUGUGACAUCUGCUUCAAUAAAUAUCAAAUACUCACCCUCCUUGAUUAAGCCAAGAACAUCAGGUACGCCGACAGUGAGGGGUAUGAUUAGUGCACCAAUAACGGAGUCCUUUGUCCAUAUUGAUGGAGCAUUCAUGGCGAGGAGCGGAAGUAGGGCUAGUGAAAGGGGUGGCCCAUUAGGCUUGAAUCCGCCCAUGUCUGUCAACGCAGAGGAUACCAAUGACAUCCACAUGAAUAGCAACACGACACCGCGUUACCACUCCCAUUCACCAUCCACCAGAUCAACCAUACCCGCCGAAACAAUGCCCCCCAAGAACGUCAUCAAAUCCCGCGGCACCGCCGAACCCGGCUUCGCGCAAAGCACGUAUCAAUACUUCACUAGCAAGGAGAACCGCUCUGUCGUCACCGCCGUCGGCAUGUUCGCUGUACGUCUAACUUUCUGA